ACUGCCGCGGUGCCGCCCCCGACGUCCACCGCGCUCUCGACCCGGUCCACCAUCAAGCGGGGGCUGUCCUUCAACGACGCCUCGCUGACGAAGGACUUCACCAGCUCACAAGUCUCGUUCGCGUACGACUGGGACUCGACGUUCCAGGGCGACCUCCCCGCGGGCGUCACGUUCUUCCCGAUGCUCUUCAGCGCCGCGCCCGAGCACAGCACGCAGUGGGCCGCGAACGCGAACGCUGCGAUCGCCAAGGGCAGCACGCACCUGCUCUUCAUCAACGAGCCAGACCUGUCCUCGCAGGGGAACACGAGCCCGCAGGACGCAGCGACGCAGUGGAUGCAGUUCAUGCAGCCGUUCGCGGGCAAAGCGACGCUCGUCUCGCCCGCGAUCACCAACGGGGCGCCGCCCGCGAUGGGCACGGGCUGGAUGGACGACUUCCUCGCCGCGUGCGACAAGCUCGGGUGCCAGGUCGACGCGAUCGCGGCGCACAUCUACGACUCCGCCACGAACGUCGCGUACUACCAGUCGUACAUCACCGACCUGGGGACGCGCUACAAGCGCCCCGUGCUCAUCACCGAGUUCGGCGCGACGGGUUCGGUCGAGCAGCAGCAGCAGUUCUUGCAGACGAUGGUGCCGUUCUUGGACGGGCUGGAGAGCGUGUCGCACUAUGCGUGGUUCAUGACCGCUGCCGGCAACCUGGUGAACGCGGACGCGACCCUGAGCCCGCUCGGGACCACGUACGUGUCCUCGUAA
Molecule: messenger RNA, 750 nt
Organism: Trametes versicolor FP-101664 SS1
Lineage: Eukaryota; Fungi; Basidiomycota; Agaricomycetes; Polyporales; Polyporaceae
Exons: 3
Biological process (GO): fungal-type cell wall polysaccharide metabolic process
Cellular component (GO): fungal-type cell wall
Source: RefSeq, a predicted model, not a curated record